Xyrichtys novacula (pearly razorfish) is the source of this 6756-nucleotide messenger RNA. The record is from the annotation of a GenBank genome assembly. NCBI's taxonomy places the organism in Eukaryota, Metazoa, Chordata, Actinopteri, Labriformes, Labridae.
AGUGGCAAUGCAACCCAGGCAGGGAUUGGUGCACACAAAUAGCCGGCCAAUCAGAGAGCAGGCAGGGGGAAAACAACAAGGCAAGGAGUGAGAUGGUGAAAGAGGGACUAGCGAUGAAAAAGCGAGGGAGAAGGUGAAAUCACAGCAGCACAGAGGAGAGACCAAACAAAGAGGAGAGCAAGGAUGAGUGGAGGAGAGAGUGCUGAGCUGUGAGGUCUCCAGAGAGGAAGAGGAGAUGAGCUGAGAGAGGAGGGAGAGCAGCCAGCACUGAGAACAUCCAUCAGCUCAGGCAGACAUGCUCUGAGCCCUGGAGCAGCAGGGCUACGCAGACACGGCUCAGGCCCACCAUCAGGCCUACCUCAGCCCUCCAUCCCAGCCAUAACCACCAGGGCAGGGACAGAAGAUUCUCCCAACAGCAGCUGUGCACGAGAGCAAUGAAGACAGCCAGGAAGGGCAGUGUGGAGAUGCCUGCAUUCAUGCGGCAGCUGGUGAAAGAGACAGAGAAGAGGGUCAGCUCUUUCUUCAAAGGGGGACGUGGUGGAGCAGCAGAGGGGGAACAUCCAGGGGACGGGGAGAAGGAGGAGGUCAUCCCCAGCCCCUACCUGGACCGGCCUGUCCUGGACAAGUUAGCAGAGGAGGGCUGUGCUCGAUGGGGCCUUACCUACGCCCUGGGGAGCAUGCAAGGCUGGAGGGCCAACAUGGAGGACUUCCACAACUGUGUGCCUCAGCUGGGAGGAGAGUUGGCUGACUCGAGCUUCUUCGCUGUCUUUGACGGUCAUGCAGGCAGCACGGUGGCACAGUUCUGCUCCCAGCACCUUCUGGGCCACAUCCUGGCCACAGGUGAAAGAGAUGCAAAUAUAAAUCCUGCAUAUGUAUAAGAUAUUAAAGAUCUGUAGAAAUUGCAUGUUGUUUGAGAGAAUACAACUAAGUGAGAACUUUGAUUGUGUCAGGUUUAUCAUAUUUGGUCUUGUGACGGAUCCUUUUGGAUAGUUUUCUGCACAAUGGUGUUUUUUUAUGUGUAGCUCAACGCCAAAAGUGUUGCAUCACUUGUGUUUGUGCCCACAGGUGGAUUGUGCUCAGAGGAUGACCCUGAAAGGGUGAAAGCGGCCAUCAUUGAGGGCUUCCUGCAAACAGACAAGCACCUACUCUCCGUGGCACGUCGAGAAGGCUGGGAGAGAGGGGGCACCACCGUGGUGGCCACUCUCAUCUCACCAUAUUACAUCUACUUUGCCAACUGUGGGGACUCGAGGGCCAUGCUGUGCCGGUCCGGCCAGGUUUGCUUUUCCACUGAGGACCACAAACCUUAUAGCCCUCUGGAGAAGGAGCGAAUAGAGAGUGCGGGCGGCUCUGUGACUCUCCAGAGGAUCAAUGGCUCCCUGGCUGUGUCCCGGGCUCUGGGGGACUUCAGCUACAAGGGGGCCGAAAACCGAACGCCAUGCCAGCAGAUGGUGUCACCAGAGCCUGAGGUGUGUGUGGUGGAGCGCUCACCAGCUGAUGAGUUCCUAGUGCUGGCCUGCGAUGGGGUGUGGGACAUCAUCAGCAAUGAGGAGCUGUGCGCCUUCAUCCACAACAGGCUUCGUGUGUGCACUGACCUGAGGGAUGUCUGUACUCAAGUCAUAGACCUCUGUCUCUAUAAGGUCAGAACCUCUAUCUCAAACUUAGUGACCAUGUGACAUUAAUAUUUUGUGCUUUGUAAGUUAUUCAGCACUCUAUGAACUCCUGCACAUUGGCUCAUUUAAAUGGCAAAUCCUCUGGUUGAUUAUAAACACAAAACAUAAUUUCACAGUUAAUCUGUGUUACAUAAUUUUUUAAUGAGAUGGGGAUUUCAUGACACAUUUAAAAGGAUUAACAUAAUCCUUUAAACUAUGAAUGUGUUGACUUGAUUUGGCUUGAUAUGAACGCAGAUAGUAUCGUUCCACUUUUUAAGGAAAGAGCUUUCCUUCAUGACAAUAUCUCAUGUUAUUUCUGUUUGAUUUAAAGGUAAUAAUCAGGAUCAUCCCUCAAAAUCUGACCUUUACUCAGGCUUUAAAAAAUAACUCCAGUAACACCUUGCCUUAAGUCUCAGUUUUCUGUCUAACAUGUUUGAUAAAACUGUCUUGACACAGGAAAAGAGUUCACAAGGUCACUGUCUAAACCAACAGAGGGGUUCCUCAGGGAACUGUGCUGGAUCCUCUCAUUUUCAUUUGCAGAAAAUGUAUCUUUGGACCCACUGCUCUAGUUAUUUCUAUUUAAAUAUUGGUUUAACCAACUUGUUUAUACAGACACAAGUUUGCAGUCUGCUUGGAGUUUCUUGUGAUAUGUGGUUGAUAUUGAUAAGGAAGAACAUUUAUGAUCGUUUCUUCAUGGAACUGCAAUUAGACCGAGAUGCUAAGGUAGAAGAACUACCGCGUCUGCUGUGCAAAAUAAUUAAUAUGAUGAUUAUUACUAAAAGGAAAUGAUAAAGUAGGGGAUCAUAAAUGUUCUUCCUUGAGCUGCGUCACCCCACAGCAGUCCGUAAUUGACUGGCCUGAGGUCUCGCUACAAACAAGCGGCUGCUGGAAGAGAGUAAGUGAGUUGUGUUCAGUCUCUUUGUUAAAGAAAUUAGGCAAAGUUAAAAAGAUGUUUGGUGGCUAGUACUAUGGCUGGGACCCUAUAUGUACUGUUGAUGAAGUUAGGUGCUGUUCAGAGCAUUAUUUGUGGCUAUAGAGUGGCUUUUUGGUUGAGGUUUGUUUAUGGCUCCUCAGACCGCUGUGUAUUGCUAUCCUGCGGUCGUUACUAAAGUUGGUAUAACUAGAGAAGUAAGUGGUCGGCAACAUUCAUCUCUCGACAGGGUGUUGAACUCGGUGUUAUGGUGUGUUUGACCCUAAAUUAAUUUUACGCCGGAAUAUCCCUUUAAGAAGCUUUAAGCUCCUCCAAUUACAUCAAUUUUGAUGCCCCCUGUUGAUGAAAUGGUCCUUACAGAUCUUACUGUACAUGUAAGUGCCAUAAGGAUAAAGCUUUUUUUCAUACACCAGAAAAUCUCAUCCUGCUUUCCUUUAACGGUUGAUAAAUGUAUCACCCAUAAAGAAUAUUUGUGAUGUGAAAUGUAAAACAAAAGCUGUUUAGUCCAUCACUUUUCUGAUACUCAUCAAGCAUAGCAGUCUUAGUAUGCCCUCUUUUUUAAUAGAAGUCAUGUGAUCUGAUUUUAGUAAAUGAUUUUGACUGCAGCGGCAUUAAACAUGUCUCUGCUGGCAGAGGAUGAUAUUGAAAGGGCAACCAGAAAAUAGCUCCUUAAGCUUUAAAAACAAAGAUUUAGACUUGAAUAAUCAGCUGUGACUUCUGCUAAAGGCUUGUCUCAGCCUCAUUUAGACCAUAGCUUCUGCUCAUGAUACAAUAGUGUGACAGACCACCUUAAAAUAGACAGCAGAGGUGUCAGAACAGGUUAUAUGGGAUUAUUCUGGGUUCUCACAAGGACUCAUUUCAGCCACUCUCACUCCGACAGAGUCGCACGUAAAAGGUCGAUAUUCAAGAACGAAAAAUUGCUCAUUGCUCUGUUUUUAAAGGGUACAAAGAAACAAUGCCAGACAAGUGAUCAAGAAAAGGUUUACCAAUACAGACAGUUCUCCUUAUAUCAUAGCUGAUAGCAUUGGAAGUAGCAGAGGGAGUUUUUCUAAAAGACUGUGCUCUGUGCAGUGAAUUAUUUGUAGGAAAAGCUUGUCAAGAAGACCCAAGCUUUUGUCCUUUCUGUUGUUACUCAAGUUACUAAGUGCAUCAAGUGAUAUUAUGUAAACAUUUUAUAAAACAAUUAUGAUAAACAGCACCCAAAAAGAGAGAGACAAGAAAAGAGGCAAAAAUGUUUUAUUUAUGUUUUUUUUUUAGUCACAUAAGAGCACACCAGGAUAAACACUGGCCACGCGUGCACACUCGGCUCUGUUUGGCUAUCAUGUCCAUCAUGUCAGUGUUACGUAACCAUGCUUCAGCCUGGAUACGCACAAUGACCUCAAAAUGUCACAGCUUCUUCCACACUCCACUUACUUCUUCUUGCUCUGCUGCAUCUGUGUGACAGCGAUGUGCAAACCCUGAGGUGGAAAUGAUCUGUCCCUAAAUCUGCUUGCCCUGGAUGAAAUAGUGCUUGGUUUGUUGACAUUUGUAAGGUCAGCCACCAUUACUCACCUUUGCUGACGCUGCUUGGCCCCACAGGGCAGCCUGGACAACAUCAGCAUCAUCCUGCUGUGCUUCCCUGGAGCCCCCCAGCUGUCAGCAGAGGCGUUACACCAGGAGGCUGAGCUGGAGGACCUGCUGGAGGCCAAAGUAGCAGGUUAGUUGGUAUCGAUGACACAAGAGGGAGCAGCCUGUCUGCUUGGAGAUGCUGCUUUUGUCAAAGUUUGAUGUAAAAUCCUGACACUCCUGUUUUUAAGGCCGAUGUGUUAAGAGUUGACUCUCAUGAUGGGGACUGCAUUAUUUCUAAAAACUUUCUUUGAAAUAUUCAACAAUUUGAGUUAUUCAAAUAUAGGACAUAGUGUUAAACAUUUUUCCCCAUUUUCAAUAUAUUCCACUACAAAAACCAAAGUCAUCCUUUACCAACCAAAAUAAUCACAGCUUUAAUGGAAAACCAAAUGUUUGGUGGAGUUCAGUGCCACAACUUUUUGCAUUAGUGGAAACUUUUAUUUAUUAAUAAACAUAUUGGACCUGUAGUUUAUCCUGAGUGAGGAAAAUUACUUACACAAUAAUAUGUCCAUGUUGUAAAUAUUUGCUAGAAUACCAAAUUUGUAUUGAUUCACAAAAAAAUGAAUAAAAUAAUUCUUUAAAAAAUAUCAUAGCUAAUUUGGCCUUGAUUGAAUUACUUCUGCCGAAUACCAAGCACCUUACUUCUGUAGCAGAUUAGUUUAUGUUGGUUAAAAUUAAGCCAUGUUUUUGUAUGACCCUUCUUGGAGGAUUUAAUUCUUCAGCUAGAACCAGUAGACUUGGAGGAGUUAUUGAGAGAAGGCUAAACACAUAAUUGGUUUUAGACUUACUCAGGCUUGGCCACGUCAUUAAAUUUACUGAAUAACUAAAUACAUAUUCUCCAAGCUGCUUUAAAACUUGAAAUAAUUCCCAGAAACUUUUCAGAUGUGACUUUACAUUUGUUUUAAUGUCCAACAGAGAUUUAUGAAGAGCUUUGCGCCAGAGGAGAGGAACCAGACCUGCUAUCAGUCCUGACAGUCCUUGCAACCACGGUCAUCCCCGGAUUACCACCAGGGGGAGGCAUACAGAGCAAGUAAGAGACACCGAAUGAAUGUUUAUGGUCCUGUUCCAUGAUGUGUUUGUGUGUGUGUAUUGUACUGAAACUGACAGCAUGUUAAUUUCCUUUAUUACAGAAGAAACUGCAUCAUUUCUGCUUACUAUCAACAAAGAGAGACACACAAGCCCACACUACCAAAUGUAAGUGAAACUGCACAUUAAACUCAUUCUAGCCAUGAAAUGAUCCAUUAUUGUCUUGACAGUUUAUUCACUUUCAUUUCCUCUUAAACAUGUCUGUCCAGGGCCUGGGAGGAUCCUGAGUCUGCCAUCUUGGAUUUUGUUCUCAGACUGUAAUUAAUAUCAAUAUCAAAACCGUUUCCCCUAUGUGUGCAAUUUAACAAAAGGGAGGUAAUUAACAGACAGGGGUGUUUGUUUACAUCAUGCCAGCAAACAGCAUCUUGUCGUAAUAAAUGCAAUGCAAAAAUGGAUCCAAUGAGAGCCUGUUAACAUUUUAUAUUUCUACAAAAAGGGACAUUUUGUAAAACUUACUCAGAGACAAUGAUCCAGCAACAAACCUCUGCCUCAUACCCAGUGAACAGAUGAUACAGGUGAUCACUUCUGAUGAAAGUCUGUUGUAAUGAACAACAAACAACUGUGAAACUGUACAUUUUGUUAGAUAUAGAAGGUAUAUCAGUGAAUAUAGUGUUAUAUUUUAAUGAUGAUGUUAUAAGAGUACAUAUAUAACUAUAGAUUAUAAGGAUACUUUGGUGAUUUUGAUGAUGAAAUGCUGCUUUUACAGGAAAGAAAAGUGAUUGGAUUUAAACAGCACCAGUGCUAGCUACAAGCUAGCAUGUAGCUAAUACAUUUCCAUUUGGUUUAAACAGGGGAUGCUAACAGGGUUGAGCUAGUCAGAUAAAGGGAAUGCACAAAUAUUUCUUUUUCCCUUAGUGUUAAAAGUGAUAAGCAAAUAAGCACUGUUUGAAUAUUGACUUCUUAGUAAAUCUUAACUCAUACACACACUCAGUCAAGAAAAAAUACAUUUCACCCAAAAACACUUUUUUUUUAAAGAAAAGUUUACUUUAAGGAUUGCUUGUUCAAGUAGAGCGUUUAGUAUAAGAUCCACAUGUUUGGAGUAAUGCUUGGAAAUUAGAUUAGCCUAUUUGUCAGAGUAAUUCUAUAGAGUAUUUAUAAAGGGACUUAAUAGCAUGUUUCAGGUUUUAUUGUGACCAAAAGCUGAACUCUGUGUAACCAAAAUUGGCCAAAAUCUCCAUAGACUGACCAAUAAAAUACAAGUCAAGUUCGUCAUGUAUACAUUUUUAGUUCUGUUAUCACCGUAUUUCACCGUGCAUUCUUCAAUACAGCAUAACCUUUGUGAAAUGUGUUUUUUCUAUAAGUUGGAUGGUGUACUGUGAUGCCUUAUUCAUGUUGUACAAUGUUGAUGAAGCAAAGCGCACCAGAGCAUCAGGUCAAUUUCAGAAUCUGCAUUGUUUCAUUGUUUGAGUGAGUAAUUUCCAAUGUGUAGACAUUACGAGUUAAGUCAUGAAUGUUUCAAACCUCAAUAAAGAAUAUCUGACUCAG